AUGUCACUGCCAGCCAAUUCUUCCAGUGCCCCAACACCGUGGCAGGAUCGACUCUCAGGAGGUCGAACCGCCUGGUCUAGUACUGUGGUCGUUUCAGGCCAAAGUAUCGCCGCUCGCUACUGGUACGAUGGCCAGUACAUCAACAAUGCCAAAGAGGAUGCCGCCGAAGUCGCCCUCUCAUUUCUACAAAACCAUAAUCGUGUGCACACCGUUUACCCAGGCCAGGUCUGGCCACAGGGCGCUGGUAAAAGCGGCGGGGCUUGA
Molecule: messenger RNA, 264 nt
Organism: Penicillium longicatenatum
Lineage: Eukaryota; Fungi; Ascomycota; Eurotiomycetes; Eurotiales; Aspergillaceae
Exons: 2
Coding region: 1-264 (87 amino acids)
Source: RefSeq, a predicted model, not a curated record